UCUCUAUCUCUCUCCCUUGUCAAGCUCUUAGAAAUUAGUAGCAGUACGUAGUAGAAUUAAGAUAGAUAUAUAUAUAUAUACACACACGUAGUCGGGAGCUAGAUUGAAGAAAAUGGAAGGAGAUUUCUUGCCAUUCUUGACAAUGGUGAUUGUACAAGUUGGGUAUGCCGGAAUGAAUAUACUCUCGAAGCUUGCCAUGGAUUCUGGAAUGAACCCAUUUGUCCACGUGGCGUACCGGCAAAUCUUUGCCACCGUUGUUAUUGCCCCCUUCGCCUACUUCUUGGAGAGAAAAACAAGGCCUAAGAUGACAAGGGUUAUCUUCUUCCAGAUAUUCUUAUCUUCAAUUUUUGGGGCAACCAUGAACCAGGUUCUUUACUUUGUCGGGCUGCAUAACUCUACCCCAACAAUUGCAUGUGCUUUGUCGAAUUUGCUGCCAGCACUCACUUUCAUCCUAGCCGUCCCUUUCAGGCUGGAAAGUGUAGGAAUGAGGAGGAAAGAAGGGCAAGCCAAGGUUGUGGGGACAUUGAUAUGCGUGGGUGGAGCAAUGUUGCUGUCAUUUUACCAUGGAAGAAGCGUGAUGGGAGGAUCCAGCAUCCAUUGGAAGUACGCUGAUGAUAUGGGAAAAGGAAGUAGUAGUACUUCUCAAACCCAUGGAAACAACUUCAUGUCUGGGCCCUUUCUAAUCAUUGCUAGUACCAUAGCCUGGGCAAUAUGGUUCAUUAUUCAAGCGAGAAUGGGCGAGAAUUAUUCAGCUCCUUAUACAAGUUCAGCAUUAAUAUGUUUGAUGUCCAGCGUCGAAUGUGGGAUUAUUGGCUUCAUUGCAGAACAUAACCUAUCUGCAUGGUCAUUGAGCCCUGCUAUCAGGGUUGUUUCAAGUCUUUAUGCGGGUGCUAUUGGUAGUGCACUAGCAUUUUGCCUCAUGUCAUGGUGUAUCCAGAGGAAAGGCCCUCUCUAUGUCUCUGUGUUCAGUCCACUCCUUCUUGUCAUCGUGGCCGUUCUCAGUUGGGCGCUUCUCGCAGAGAAAUUAUACGUUGGAACUGUUGGAGGGUCGGCCUUGAUUGUUUUAGGACUCUAUGCUGUUCUCUGGGGAAAGAACAGAGAGUCGGAUGCAAUGAGCAACGCUGGAGAUGAGGGAGAAGAGAAGCCAGAAGAUAAGGGCGACGUGGAAAUGCAGUUCCCCGAGCUUUCAAACGGCAAUUUUCAGAUGAAAAUCCAAGGAAACAAAUGGGUUGGGAAUUGAUUUGUGUUUCAUGAGGAAAAAUGGAUGGCCUUGCAAGAGAAAGAGUUAGAUGGCUAGUCAUUCUCUUGUUUCACUCAUCUAGUCUUCAAGAGUCCAACUGUUUUCUUACAAAAUGCUAACUGAUGGGGAAAUGUUCUGCAAAAAAAUCUUCUGCUCAUUUUCUUGCUGUGUUAAGCACAUUGAUGGAGAAUUAGGGAUGGAGCAGAGUAAU
Molecule: messenger RNA, 1451 nt
Organism: Rhododendron vialii
Lineage: Eukaryota; Viridiplantae; Streptophyta; Magnoliopsida; Ericales; Ericaceae
Product: WAT1-related protein At1g09380-like
Exons: 7
Coding region: 113-1240 (375 amino acids)
Cellular component (GO): plasma membrane
Molecular function (GO): transmembrane transporter activity
Source: RefSeq, a predicted model, not a curated record